AUGAGUGUGUUCCGCGGGCUCGCGGAAAGGGGAGGGACGCGGAUGCUCGGGCGCGCCAGGCGGGGGAGGAGGGCAGUCGGCAGCUGGGUGCGGGAGACAGCAGACGUGUCUGCGGCAUCGCUCCAAGACGGGGAGAUAGGAGACAACAUGAACGACUUCCAAGAGGUGUAUGAGUCCUGGGCCGACGCGGGCUUUCCAGAGCUGGGUUCACACAGCAACAGCCCUGGGGACCAAACGACCACGAAAGCCAAGUGGCCACACUGGGUGGACGCCGACAUGUUGUUCACCAUACCUCUGCUGGAAAUGACAAAACUUCCUAUGCCGCUGCAACAGACGCUACCACACCAGACGCCGCCGCAACAGACGCCACCACACCAGACGCCGCCGCAACCGACGCCGCCGCAACAGACGCCACCACACCAGGCGCCGCCGCAACCGAUGCCACCACUCCAGAUGCCGCCACCGACGCUGCCCCCGGAAGUUUACCCAUCCACCACUCCUUGGGGCCAGACGACCAUGAAAGCCGAGUGGUCCUACUGUGCGGAUGCUGACACAUUGCUCACAAUGUCACUGCUUGAGACGAAAACACUCCCGAUGCCGCUGCAACCGACGCCACCUUUACAGACGCCACCUCCGACGUCGACGCCUCCAGCUGACCAGUGUAUUGCUGGUGCAAUGCCGUGCAGCAUCGUCAGCAGGACAACGCACUUCAAGACUGCUGAUGUAACACCAUUGCACAUAGCAGCCGAGAUGCCGCUCAACACGCCGCCCCCGAUGCCGCCCCCGACGCCGCCACCACCGUCUGCCGAGAACGCUACUGGUGCGGCGCCGCGUCUCAACUGGGCAACAUUGUCGCACUUCCCAGCCGGCCAACCGGCCGCCGAAGCAGUUGCACACCAUGCAAUGACCAUUAAGCCGCUCCCGACGCCGACGCCACCGCCUGCCAAGAACGCUACUGGUGCGGUGCUGCAUCUCAACUAG
This is a messenger RNA of Bacillus rossius redtenbacheri, 981 nucleotides long. RefSeq names its product proline-rich protein 36-like. The transcript has 3 exons. Lineage: Eukaryota; Metazoa; Arthropoda; Insecta; Phasmatodea; Bacillidae. The coding region runs from base 1 to 981 and encodes 326 amino acids. The record is from RefSeq and is a predicted model, not a curated record.